CGCCAUCGGAAUUCGAGUUGCAGUUUGGUGUUCCAGCCUUUAACCCGUUACUCAGUUGAAGUCUGAAGUAGUUCGUCUAUCCUCGACGAUUUUCUUCAGACCGAUAUUCCGUUAAACCGUUAAAAAACAAUUGUGAUAUCUUCACUGUUUGUGAGUCAAGAGCAAGUUACAACAACAACAAAACUAGAAGCAAUGGCAGCGUUCGUUGAGCCGCAUUUCGAUGCCUGGCAGGCGGGUGGUGGUAAUCUGACCGUGGUGGACAAAGUUCCUCCAGAGAUCCUCCACAUGGUCCACCCCCACUGGAAUCAGUUCCCGCCGAUGAAUCCGCUGUGGCACUCGAUCCUCGGAUUCGCCAUCUUCAUGCUCGGAAUCGUCUCCAUGGCUGGAAAUGCCUGUGUGAUGUACAUCUUCUCCAACACCAAGGGACUCCGCACCCCCUCCAAUCUGUUGGUAGUCAACCUGGCCUUCUCCGACUUCUUCAUGAUGUUCACGAUGGGACCGCCAAUGGUUGUGAACUGCUAUCACGAGACCUGGUACUUCAGCGCCUUCGCCUGUGAGCUGUACGCCAUGUUGGGAUCUCUGUUCGGUUGCGCCUCGAUCUGGACCAUGACCAUGAUUGCCUUCGAUCGUUACAAUGUCAUUGUCAAGGGUUUGUCGGCUAAGCCGAUGACCAGCAACGGUGCUCUGUUGCGCAUCUUUGGCAUCUGGGCCUUCGCUCUGUUCUGGACUCUGGCUCCUCUGUUCGGAUGGAACCGAUAUGUCCCGGAAGGUAACAUGACCGCUUGCGGAACCGAUUAUCUGACCCAGACCUGGUUGAGCCGAUCGUACAUCAUCAUCUAUGCCGUCUUCGUCUACUGGCUGCCUCUGUUGACCAUCAUCUACUCGUACACCUUCAUCCUGAAGGCUGUCUCCGCCCACGAGCAACAGAUGCGUGAACAGGCCAAGAAGAUGAACGUUGCCUCGCUGCGAUCGUCCGAAGCCCAACAGACUAGCGCCGAAAUCAAGCUGGCCAAGGUUGCCCUGGUUACCAUCUCGCUGUGGUUCAUGGCCUGGACCCCGUAUCUGGUCAUCAACUUCACCGGUAUCUUCAAGGCUGCCCCAAUCAGCCCGCUGAUGACCAUCUGGGGAUCGCUGUUCGCCAAGGCCAAUGCCGUCUACAACCCAAUUGUCUACGGUAUCAGCCAUCCGAAGUACCGCGCUGCCCUGUACAAGACCUUCCCAUCGCUAGCGUGCCAGUCCGAGCCGGAACCAGCAUGCGAUGCGCAGUCGGUUGCCUCAGGUGCCACCACCGCCACCGAAGAGAAGGCCUAAGGCGUGAGGCUUGACUACCUUCGAAUCACUCACCAAUGAAUACUGGCUAUCGGAAAUGGACAAUGGAAUGAAAACCUAGUUAAGCUAAUAAAACAAAUUUUAAGCAAUGAAGCAAGAACAAGUUACGAGAAA
Messenger RNA from Uranotaenia lowii, 1443 nucleotides. Its product is annotated as opsin-1-like. Gene Ontology annotation, molecular function: G protein-coupled receptor activity. Gene Ontology annotation, cellular component: membrane. The transcript has a single exon. The record is from RefSeq and is a predicted model, not a curated record. The coding region runs from base 193 to 1311 and encodes 372 amino acids. NCBI's taxonomy places the organism in Eukaryota, Metazoa, Arthropoda, Insecta, Diptera, Culicidae. Gene Ontology annotation, biological process: G protein-coupled receptor signaling pathway; visual perception; phototransduction.